Molecule: messenger RNA, 8078 nt
Organism: Pristis pectinata (smalltooth sawfish)
Lineage: Eukaryota; Metazoa; Chordata; Chondrichthyes; Rhinopristiformes; Pristidae
Product: potassium channel subfamily K member 3-like
Exons: 2
Coding region: 89-1216 (375 amino acids)
Biological process (GO): stabilization of membrane potential; potassium ion transmembrane transport
Cellular component (GO): membrane
Molecular function (GO): potassium ion leak channel activity; open rectifier potassium channel activity
Source: RefSeq, a predicted model, not a curated record
CCCGCGCUGAGGGUGUGGGUUGUUGCUCCGCCGCACCCUCCAGUCUUCUGCUGUGCAUCAUGAGUCCAGCGGCUCCCGGAGCGGCGCCAUGAAGCGCCAGAACGUGCGGACUCUCGCCCUCAUUGUCUGCACCUUCACUUACCUGCUGGUCGGAGCCGCCGUCUUCGAUGCCCUGGAGUCCAAGCAGGAGACCUCGGAGAAGAAGAACUUGGAAGAAAGGAGGUACGAGCUCAUGACCAAAUACAACCUGAGCAAGAAGAAAUACGAAGAACUCGAGCUUGUUGUCUUGAAACUCAAGCCGCAUCAAGCUGGGGUCCAGUGGAAAUUUGCCGGUUCUUUCUAUUUCGCCAUCACUGUGAUCACAACCAUCGGAUAUGGCCACGCUGCUCCGAGCACAGAUGGAGGGAAGAUUUUCUGUAUGUUUUAUGCCUUGCUUGGGAUUCCACUCACACUGGUCAUGUUUCAGAGCAUGGGAGAGAGAAUCAAUACAUUUGUCAAGUAUCUCCUACACAGAAUCAAGAAGUGCCUUAGAAUGAAACGAACAGAAGUCUCCAUGGCAAACAUGGUCAUCAUUGGCUUUUUCUCCUGCAUUAGCACCCUAUGCAUUGGGGCUGCUGCAUUCUCGUAUUAUGAGGAUUGGACUUUUUUCCAUGCAUAUUACUAUUGCUUCAUCACACUCACCACCAUUGGUUUUGGGGACUAUGUGGCUCUGCAGAAACAUGAUGCUCUUCAAAAGAACCCCCACUAUGUGGCAUUUAGCUUUGUCUACAUUUUGACAGGCCUGACAGUUAUUGGAGCUUUCCUCAACCUAGUGGUUCUGAGGUUCAUGACAAUGAAUGCAGAAGACGAGAAACGGGAUGCAGAGCAGAAAGCCUUGCUUAUUAGAAAUGGACAAUCUACCAUCCGCACAACAGAAACCUCUGGUAACUUCCGGAACAUGUACGCAGAAGUUCUUCAUUUUCACUCCAUGUGCUCAUGUCUCUGGUAUAAGAGUCGGGAAAAAUUGCAUUAUUCAAUACCAAUGAUCAUCCCCAGAGACAUAUCGACAUCUGACACUUGCAUCGAACAGAGCGAUGCAUCUCCAAAUAGGCUUCCAGAGACCUUUACUAAUGGAUGUGUGUGUAAUCUCCACAGGUCGACCAUUAGCUCUGUGUCUACAGGACUUCAUAGUUUGUCUGCCCUCAAAGGAUUAACAAAAAGAAGAAGUUCUGUGUAAUAAGGAUACAGUAAAUUAAUUUUAAAGUUAAUUAAUGGUAUGUACACAAUUAGCAGUAUUUAGGAGUUGAUAAGUCUAUUGGACUGUACUAAUAUAUUGAAAAUCAAAAACAGCAGAUGUUGGACAUCUCAGAUAAAACCAAAAUUUACUGGUAACACACAGCAGGUCUGGUAGCAUCUGUGGAAAGAGAAACAAAAGUUAUUGUUUCAGGUCAAAGACCCAUGUGCUGAUGAAGGGUCUUCCCUCUGUUACUUUUUCCACAAAUGCUACUUGACCUGUUGAGUGUUCCUGGAAUUUUCUGGUUUAAUAUAUCAUCAGGCAAAAAUAGCAGUACUUAGUCAAAAAAGUGUGACAAGAAAACACAUCAUUUAUGGGAAAGAAACAAACCAGCCAACACACUUCUAAAAACAGGCAGAACCAGGUUUUAAACAAUGCACCUGUUCAUGGAAGUGAUGCGAGAAUUAAAUAUCACUUAGAAUAAACAUGAGACACACAGUCACAUAUACUUAAUGAAUAUCCUGAUUGGAUGAAUCACUACCUAUAGUGCACUGAUGUAAUGGCCUUUCAUUGCUUGCAGUGUUACUUAAUAAUGAGGAAUGCCUUCAUGUAGUUCAGGAUAUGCAAAAAUGUCAGAAUCUGAAGUGGGUGUCACAAUCGUUGCUCUUCACACCAGAGAGUGGGGGCUUGGAGUGAAAUUGACAGUCAAGAAAAAAGGAGUGGAUGGAGCUGGAACUGAAAGUAGGAGUCAAGAGUGUGAAGGCAACAGUUCAAUGCAGAGUUUACUCCUAAUGGCUCUGAUAUAAUGAGCUACAAAUUCUGACAUGGAGCAGUAUAUUUUGCUAGGUGGUUCACCAAGCUUCCAAAACACUGCAGUACCCAGUGCAAUGGAUAAGAUAGGUGUGCUAGAGAUAGGGGCAGGUUGAAAAGUUAGAAUAAUAUGUUCAAAUUAGAAUUCUGCACCUCUUAUAGGAUCUGUUCAUGUGUUUUGAAUGCCUCACUACUUCACCCACCAUAUGCUGAAGUCAUGUGAUGAACAAAGCAGUAGCCCUCAGAGAGGGCACCAUAAUUACCUGAGGUAAACCGCAAGCACGGCAGCAACCUAAUUUUCAAUUACAAUUCAGUGGCAGCUCUGAAUAGGUCACCUGCUCUGUGAAAUGAGAGCUGAAGCCCAACUUUGCAGACACCAGAAAUUCACAACACAGAAUGAGGGAUUCUGCUUAUUGGUUCAGUGGUUGUCAGAAAAGAGCCACCCAGUUUAAUCCCAACUUCGAGCAAUAGGUCCACAGCCCUGCGGGUCACAGCUCUUCAAGUACAUGUCCAUGUACUUUUAACUUGUGGAUUUAUGCUUCUGUGCCCCUUCCAGGCACUGAGUCCCAGAUACCAACCCAUCUGGAGGAAAUAAUUUAAAAAUGAUCUACCUUUUAAUCUUUCUAUCAACUAAUUCUAUUUCACCUCUUUUUGAUCAUUAAUAGCUCCUACCUAUUUACUCCAGCAAGACCCCUCCUAAUUUAAUAGAUGUCAACUAAUUCUCCUCUCAAUCACCUCUUUUCCAUAGAAAAUAACCCCAUUGUAUCCAGUCUUUCUUCAUUGUUUUAAUUUUCCAGUCCUGACAGUGUCCUUGUAAAUCUCCUCAGCAUUCUGUCCAGUGCAAUCAAAUCCUUCUUGUAGCAUGACAACCAGCACUGUAUGCAAUACUCAAGUUGUGGUCUAACACUAUUAUGUAUGGUUGCAAUAUAAACUCCCUGCUCUUACAUUCUGUGCCUAAGGUAAUAAAGCAAAGAGUCCUGAAUGCCUUUUUAACUACCCAAUUAACCUGUUCUGCUGCCUUUAAGGAUCUGUGGAUAUCUAAGAUUCCUCUGUUCUUCCACAGAUAUAAUGAUUUUGUCCUUCUCAUUGCCAACACUCAAACAAGGAGGAGACACUGAUAUCUGUACAUCUAGGAGCCAGCAUCCUGAGGACAAGAGUAGGGCCAAACUUUUUCAAGAAAAAUAUUGAAACUGAGGGACUACCGGAAUACCUCUUGGGAAUAUUAACUCAUUUAAUAAUGAUAAUUUUGCCAUUUUAUUAUGUACGCUGCAUUGUAUGCAACUGGGGACCAGUUGAAAUCAAGGUGCAAGAUUAUACAGUCUACCAUAUACUGUAUAUAAUAAAUAUUUAGCUUGACAAAUUGUGGUUACCCUCACAAAUAAUCACUCAAAAUGAAAAUAUUGCUGACACCUUGGUUUAGCCCGAUUCAAAUCAAAAUGAAUUACUUUUACUUUUGUACAUGACUGAAUACUCCAGGUGUAAUAUUCCACCUGCUGAAUACUCUACCAGACUUUUUUUAAAAAAGUUAGAAUCUUUUCCACCUAUGGUGCUCAUUUCUUAACCAUUUGUUGCCAACAGGAUUUGUAAAUAAAGGAUGAGAUCCAUUGUAUCAAAUAAAAUUGCAGUUUACACAAGUAUGUAUGUCUCCUGACUGCAUUGUUAGGUUGAAAGGAAUAAAACAGGACUUCAAAAACUAAGACCCAAAAAUUCUGGGAAUACCCAACACCUGAAAAGAGAAAAGACUAGUUACUGUUAUUUGAUGAAACCUUGUAGACUUGCUGAGCAUUGCCAAUUUAUUUUUAAUUUUACUUCAGAUUUCAGAUUAUCUUUUUACAGGAAGUUUAAAGUGGUUGAUUUAAAGCUAUUUACCAUAUUGUGCCAUACUAUGUCGGGUCAUUGACAGUCAAGUGUACACCAUAAAUGCCCAUACACUACUAGAUAUCCUAAAGGUUGUACAUUUGGUCUCAUUUUUUAACCUCAUCAGAAACUGACAAGCCAAAAGGCUCCCCAUCACAGUACAAGGGCAAAACACUAAUUUAACUAUUUUCAGUCACCUAAACAUGAAUAGACUGGCAACUGAUAUACUAUUUCGUUAAUGUAGAUGCAAUUACUGUAAAAAAUAUACAACAUUGGUCAGAAAUUAAAUUUAUGGAUGCAAAAUACAGAGCAAUGCUGAUCAUAUUAGCUGAUUUUUUUUAAAAAUGGAAAUACUACUUUUAUCAAAAUAUGCUUUCUUGUCAGUGUAAUUACAAUUUAUCUCAGAAAGGGCCACAGUGUCGAAGGACAAUAUACUUAGAGGAUUGUCUUUAUGGUUCAAAUUUGAAUUAUGAAAUUCUCCAUUAUACUUUGAUUUAUUGUGCAGUAGAUCAAGCUACAGAAACUAAAUCUCCUGAAAUGUCCGCCAAAGUCUCUUGGUCUGCAUCUGUUAGCUUUAAAGAGUUCUGGAAUCAAUGGGUAAAUUUUGGCCUUGUAUGACCAUGUAAUACGUGUUAUUAUGAGUCAGCACACUAAUGAAAAAAUACCCUUCCCACCACAAAUCUGUGGAUUAAACACUGAUGGGGCACGUGCCGACCAAUGCCCUGAAAUACAUCCCCUGCACAAUCAUUUUCUAUUACUUCAGAUUUGUUGACUCUUCCAUCUCCUUACCACAGUAUCUCAUAAUUGCAGCUCUGCAAGUUCUACAUUCAAACAGCACAAUAUCCUUUCUCAACAACAUCAAUCAGUAAGAAUUGCACAAAAUGUAGAAGUAUAAAUAUCCUUCAAUGGUGUAAGGCUUUUAUAUGAAUGAUUAGUGAUUGACCUAAAACUAAUUCAGGAUCACAUAUGUGUAUGUUCUUCAUCUCAUACCAGGCCUUAGAUUUAAUCUCUGACCUUAAAUCUCUAAAUUAAUUUUUUCUCCCCCCAAGAGAAUGCUGCCUGCACUGAAUUGCAAUUGUUGUUGCAUGAUUUAUUGUGAAAUAUUAAAAUAUAGGUACAUAUUCUAUAGGGAGUGAUGAUUCCCAAAAAUAUUUUAUUAUUUCAGUUUUAAUAUUUGUUUAUUUUUAUCCCUCAGCAAAUUAAGAUGGCUAUGGAUAUCUGCAUUGUAAGUUUUCUGAUGCAUUUUGUUUUACUACACCUUGUCUCUUUUGAUUCCAACUGUUCAAAGUACUUAGUAAAACUGUGGAUUACAUUUCUUUUUUAUAUUCAAGCUGUUUGUAGUCCUGGGCAUUUUGAUACAGUGUGCUAUCAAGAGUCAAUUAACUACCAUAACCAAAGAGCAGAUAGUUUGCUAAAUUACUAUAAAGCAUGACUGCUACUUUACUGUUUAAUGCCAAUGAGUAGUUUGAAUUUAUUAACCACAAAAUAUAGAUAGCACACUCCUGCUCUCUAAGGCCAUCGUAUGUGACAUAAUAUUUUCACAUGUUAGAUUUCAUAAGAUCUUCAUAAAAGCAUGACCUUCUUUACUCCAAAACUGCUUGGCUUCCAGGGUACAGGCUAUAAUCAGAUCAGUGCAUUCUUUCAAUUACAUUGGCUCACAAUGCAAUUUAUUUAAAAAAACUUUACAAUCCUAAAAUUACAUAUAGGAGUUUCUUUACCACAAAUCAAUGCAAAAUUAAGAAAUAAAACGUUCUUGUAGCUGCCUGGAAACAACACUUUCAAUCCAAAGGAAUAAAACUGGACUGAUAGACUUUGCAUGGAGGCAUGUAUGAAGUGAAAUGAAAGCAUCAUUUUCACUUUUCUUUUACUGCUUAAACCAUAAAACAUAUGUUACGGAAAAAUGCAUAUCUUAUAAAUUUGAUAUAGUUUUCAAAAUUUGCAUGAUGAUGAACCAAUCAUAUUGUGCAAUUAUAGAGACCAGACUGAUAAUUGACCUGUUUUGUAGCUGGUGUAACUCAGUCAAUGAAGGCUUUAAAAUCUGUUGACUAAGACAAUUGAAUAGAAAUGCAUACAAUCCAUUUCAAGCUACUUGCUGGACACCUGCUGUAAAUCUCAGAUGUAGAUAUAAUAUAAAAAAUAAAGUAUUGUGAAUAACUUUAUAGUUUAAUAAUCUGCACUCAGAAUAUAUUGAUUUUUAAAUAUGGUUACAUGUCAAUUGUCAUGUCUUUUGUGUCUAACUGUUUCUUUUAUAUAUGUAUGUGUUAUGUAAAUGAUCUUUUUAUUCACCUGUUUAUUUAUAUCAACAUUAAAUAAUGAACUAGUCAUGAAUUUGGUAUUUUAAGCUUUUGGUUAUGCCAAGCUAAGCAAAUUAUAAAUUUGCUUAAAAUGUCAGAAAAUGUAAGAAGGAACAAUAUCAAGAUAUAAAGAAAUAAAUUCAAUUAAUUUGAGUUGAGUUGCAGGGAUCAUGUAUUUUUGAAAAAAAAAGGAAAAAUAAAUCUAGGAUUCAAAGUAUAUAAUCAGGAUGGCAAACAAUUGUUUUGCUGGAGUUUUAUUCAUUUUAAUAUACUAGAUGAUUAUCAGAUGAAUGAAAAAUAGUUUAUUUGGAAUCAAUUGCAUCCAGCUUCUUUUCCAACUGCCCUUCCUCCAAGGCAUACAGUAAAUGGAUACUUUUGUCCAGCUGCAUAUGUUCAGAAAAUCAAAGCCUCAGAGUAUUUUUUUAUUUAAUCAAGGACACCAGUGAAAGGGAAGACAAGAUAAACCAAUCAGUAGUAAUUAGGUUGAGUUUUAAGACCGGAACAUUGAAGUAGGAAGAAAAGACUGAAUAAGAGGGGUAAGACAAUCUCAGAGAACAGAAGUAUGAUGAAGUAUAAUGUAAGUUACAAGUAUUUGCUCAACAUGUAUCAAAAAAAAACGUAACUGUUCAUCACCUUUCUGAGCUUGUGUAAGUAACAGAUGCCUCUGCUGGGAUAAUUUUUGAAUGUAGCCUGUGGCUAACAUGUAUUUUCAGGGAGUAUCUUCUGUGUUGCCAAUGGAGCGUUCCAGUUCCUGAAAGGAUAAUUCUGGCUGCACACCAGACUUAAUGUUAAUAUUUCAAAAAUCAUGAAUAUUGAAUACUGAAUGUUACACUGUGGAUCGGAGAAAGCUGCACAUGAAUUGAUAAAAGAACCCCCCCCCCCCCCUUAAAGCAAAUGCCUAAACUGCACUUGUGGUCUGAAAACUUGGGACAACUGAUAUCCCAUGACCGUGAGAGGAAUCUCACUUUCUCCACAUCCCCACUGUCAAACAUUGGCUUACUUCUAAUUAACUUAAACAUGCCUCACAAAUAUUAAAGGAGAAUGCUGAUUGACAGCAUGUCAUUAUUUUAAUGGGUGUUCAAACUUAGUCACGUGACAUCAUCUUCCAUUAUAGAAUUCAUCACUGAAUGGUUGAAUAUAACUACUGAAACUCACACGUGCCAAAUGAACGGUGAGUUCCAGCUUAAUAUUUAAAGCAUCGAUUCAUGCCAAAGGAACUAAGGUGGAUGAACAGAUUGCAUGAAUUUUGCAUGAGAGUUGUUAUAAAUCUGCAUAUGGUCUUUGAAAAUGCCCUAGAGCAUGACUGAUUGAAAAUAUGUGCAAUGAUGCACAGUAACCACAACAUAUUGUAAAUAUACAUUGUAUGUUUCCUUAUAACUGGGUGUGGGUUCAUCCAAGAUAUAAUAAUGAUGAAGAGCAAAUGGUACAGACAUUGAUAUAAAUGUCAACAAUACUUGAAAUACAGUAAGAUACAAGGCAUUGGUAUCAGAAUGGAACAGUGAGAUUAGUUUUAGGGUGCUUAAGCAGGGAGCAUGGACCUAUGAGCUGAAUGGUUAUCUUCUGCACUGUAAACUCUUUAUAGCUCAAAGGAUGUUCAACAAUUAAUAUACAAUGCUCAUGUUUGUUGUUGAUUAUUGAGCUUCUGCAUUUCAGUGCACAUGUCUUAUGAAACAACCUUAUAAAAUGGUAAUAUGUUUUACUAUAGUAUUUGUUAUUAUGGAGCAUAUUUCCACAAUGUAAUGAGAUAAUUUAGCAGACUUGGUAUUGUCUCACUUUGUUGUACAUAAUGUAGUGCAUAAUGCUAGAGUACCUUGUGUUGCUGUUUAAUUGACUAAACCCAAGAUGUUUUGUGCUAUACUUUGUUGUAAAUAAAAUUAUUGAUUUAAUAAAAUGAUUUGCUGAAA